AACGUCUGCCAUGACGUAACAAUAGACGUGGCACGCGGUGGUCACGUGACCCCCGCGGUCGAUGACGCGGCUCCAGCUGAGCAUGUAACCCAGCGAAGAGCCCGCUGACGUCUCAACAUGCUAACGGAAGAUACCAACGAUGAAGACGUGUCUCUGUUCGACGCGGAGGAGGAUGCUGGGAAAACGCAGAAGAAGAAGAGCAUCAAGCAUCCGCUGGCCUCCUUCUUCCACCUCUUCUUCAGAGUCAGUGCUGUCAUUGUGUACCUGCUCUGUGGGGUUUUCAGCAGCAGUUUCAUCGCCUGCAUGGUCACAAUCAUCCUCCUGCUCUCCUGUGACUUCUGGACAGUAAAAAACAUCACGGGCCGGCUGAUGGUGGGUCUGAGGUGGUGGAACCAGGUGGACGACGAUGGACGCAGCCACUGGGUGUUUGAGGCCAGGAAGAGUGCUGGGAAGCAACAAGCAUCAGAUUCUGAGUCCCGGAUCUUCUGGAUCGGACUGAUUGUUUGUCCGGUCCUCUGGGUCGUCUUUGCCUUCAGCACUCUCUUUUCCCUCAAGAUCAAGUGGGUGCCGGUGGUGAUCAUGGGCGUCGUGCUGCAAGGAGCCAACCUCUACGGCUACGUGCGCUGCAAAGUGGGAGGCAAGACCAGCUUGAAGAACAUGGCCACCAAUUAUUUUGGACGACAGUUCCUGAAGCAGGCGAUGUCUAAAGGAGAGGAAUCGUAGAGGGCAACUCGGCGAUCUUAACAUGUUUUGCAUUAUUCUUAAUGCUGUUAUAUAUUUUAGUGAGUUAAUAUAUAUAGAGAGAACAUAAUCUGUUGUUGUUUUCAGGGUUGUUUUUCCUGUAACGUGUGACUCAGUGGAGAGCUUUUUUUUCCAGAGAGACGUCCAGGAGCUGUUUCAAAUAACUGCAGCGCAGCAAUAAAACCCUCAGACGUGAACUGAUACUUUAAAUGCACGAGUGAAAAAAAGAGUGUGAUGGCUUAAAAAGUUAAGCUGACUACUACGAUGUGUUGUGUAGCCCCACUGCUCCCUGAGGUAUCUCACUCAUAACAUGCUUUUUUCCUUUAGUAAUGAUUAAAGUUUUGUUGAAUGUUUGAGCAAACAUUUUUGUUUGUAUUAAAGAAGAGGUUGUAGUUUGUGUAGAAUGUUCCAGGAGCUUGUAAAUAUGUACGUAAAAGAAUCUGUGGCACAACUUUGUGCAAAUACAUUUGUAACAUUUUUGCUGAACUGUGUGGUAGUUUUUAUUUAAAUAGUUCUUAUUGUUUUUAUGUUAGUUAUUCUCUGCACAAUUUGAGAAGUGCGAGUUAAAGCUGCUCACGUUGGAGAAUUGCUUUUAAUGUCCUUACUUCUUCUCUAAAACAGUAGAACAUCAUUUACAAAACCUACCCAAUUAAUUCAAUAAGUGACAAUUAUGUGUGCUACCAACAAAGGAACAUUUUAACAAAAAUAACUUAACAAACCUGCUGGAUGGACAUGAACCCUUUUAAUGUGAAAAUAAACUGGAUGAUUACAAAUGUCAA
Gasterosteus aculeatus aculeatus (three-spined stickleback) is the source of this 1520-nucleotide messenger RNA. RefSeq names its product trans-golgi network vesicle protein 23 homolog B (S. cerevisiae) (gene tvp23b). Gene Ontology annotation, cellular component: Golgi membrane. The record is from RefSeq and is a predicted model, not a curated record. NCBI's taxonomy places the organism in Eukaryota, Metazoa, Chordata, Actinopteri, Perciformes, Gasterosteidae. Gene Ontology annotation, biological process: protein secretion; vesicle-mediated transport.